ACGUGUUUUGGAGUGAGGGGUAGAUGCAGUCAGCUGUGCUCGCCGCGCAAACAAAUAAUUUUAUCAACGCCUGAGCGAGCGUUGCGAUUUGAUCUCUUAGUGGGACGAUAACAUCACAUGCGCUAGGCGUAAGUUGAAAAGCACACAAGCGUUAGGAUCAAUAUAUUUUCUGAUAAAAUAUUCAGAGCGCAAGUUAGAAAAGUUUCAUGUAACCGGUUGAUAUCUAUUUUGUAUUGUUUUCAAAUAGCUUCGACCGUUAUGUUAUAAUACCACUGAUAAGCAGCUGAAAUUCAAACAUUGGUUUAGUACGCGCAGAACAAUUUGUCGUGGAAAAUGCAAACUCUUGAAGACUUCCAAAUCUUGCACAAGUAUGAAAAAACACCUGAGCUUACGUUUAUACAGAAGGCCAAAGCUGCAAUUCCGGGUAUAAGCGUGUCCCAAACAUUUUUAUCAAUUUUCCCAUUUCUUGGCUGGAUGCGGCAAUACAAAUUCAAAGAGUACAUCGUUGAUGACGUCGUGAUAGGAUGCACCAUUGGAAUCAUGCACAUACCUCAAGGUCUGGCUGCAGCGAUACUGGCAGGAGUGCCGCCCGUGGUCGGCCUUUACAUGGCUUCAUUCCCAUCAAUUAUUUACGCGCUGAUGAGCACAUCAAAGCACAUUUCAAUUGGAACAAUAGCCAUCAUUUGUAUAAUGGUGAAGCCAAUCGUGUCCUUGCACGCCAAGCCCGAAACCGUGGACAGUAAUUUUGAAAAGCCACCCGAUCUGACAUGGUCGGAGGCAAUUUUCAAGCCGGAAAAUGCAGAGCUCACUAGCGUCCAGGUUGCAACGGCUGUGUGCUUUGCAGUUGGAGUUUGGCAGCUCUUAAUGGGAGUGUUUCGGCUGGGAAUAGUCAGUGUUAUCCUUUCUGAUGCACUCGUAAGUGGAUUUUCUACGGCUGGAGCCACUCAUAUUUUCUCCUCUCAGUUAGGAAAUCUACUGGGUAUUGAAAUCGCAAAGCACAGCUCCAAUUUUAAGGUUUUACUGAUUUUCAGAGAUGCCGUAUUAAAUAUUUUAACCAUGAAUUUGGUGAGCUUUGCUUUGUCAAUGAGUGUGAUGGCUGUUUUAAUCACAUAUUCAGAAGUUUUGAAGCCUCGUUUGGAGAAAGUAUUUCGUUUUCCAAUACCUGUUGAGAUGUUUUGCAUAAUUAUUUGCACCCUAUUAUCUAUGGCAUUCGACUUGGAAAAUAAAUACGGAGUUAAGUGCUUUGGCACCAUUCCAAGAGGAGUUCCAGCCCCAAGCUUGCCAGCAUUCUGGUUCGUGCCGCAGAUCGCACUGCAAAGCUUGCCAAUUGCCAUAGUCGGCUACGCAAUUACGAUUUCAGUGGCAACAAUUUUGGCAAAAAAAUCGAAAUACGAGAUCAGACCCAACCAGGAAUUUCUAGCUUAUGGCUGCUGCAACAUUUUUGCGUCUUUUUUCUCUUGCAUUCCAGUGGCCGGCUCCAUUUCAAGGAGUAUAGUUCAGCACAAAGUUGGCGGUAAAACGCAAAUUGUCAGUUUUGUGUCUUGCGCUUUUGUUCUUCUCGUGUUGGUCGCGAUCGGUCCGUUUUUUGAGCCAUUGCCCAGCUGUGUGUUAGCAGCGAUUUUGAUCGUCACACUGAAGGGCAUCAUGUGGCAAGUGAAAGACUUUCCUGGAAUUUAUCGCAGGUCGAAAUCGGACGGCAUCGUGUGGAUGGGCACAUUCUUUGUGGCCAUUUGCUGGGACACUGACUACGGUUUGGCUGCCGGACUUAUUCUUUCAACCUUUUCUGUGAUACUGCAUGGUCAAAAACUGAAUAUUUGUGUCCUUGGACGAGUGCCGAGAAUCGACACUUACCUCGACAAAAGAUAUUACUCCGCUGCAGAAGAAAUUCCAGGAGUGAAAAUAAUUUACAUCUCAGGAAGUUUGCAUUUUGCCAGCAAAGGGCAGAUGGUUAAAAAGUGUACCGAGAUAGUGAACAUACGGAAUCAACAAUUAGGAGUCGUUAAAAAUGAUGUUGAGCACGAGUUCACCAAAGAUGUAAUUAUUGAUCUAUCUGGAGUCUAUUUCAUUGAUCCCUCGGCCACAGAUGCUCUUAAGAGUCUUAGAGAAGAUAUACAACAUUUUUUGAAUGGUUCUCUUUACUUAGCAAACUGCCCUCCAAUGAUACAGGAAUCGUUGAUUAGGUACAAAUUCUUUGGCCCUGAUUGUCAUAUCAAUGAUUGCGCUUUUCCAACGAUAAAUGAUGCAGUUCUGUUCAUUCAAAGCAGUGCUGCAGUGCGCAGUGACUCUCAAACUAAUAAAGUCAAUAUAUUAUAUUAAUUUGUUGAGGAAAAUUAUGGAUCUAGAAAUAUUUAAUGAUUUUAUCUGUACGUGAUUUAAAUUAUUUCUAUGUAUGUCUUGUUUGGGCAGAUUGAGACAAUAAAUUAUUAGUAAAUUAUAUUUA
Molecule: messenger RNA, 2440 nt
Organism: Cloeon dipterum
Lineage: Eukaryota; Metazoa; Arthropoda; Insecta; Ephemeroptera; Baetidae
Product: prestin-like
Exons: 13
Coding region: 334-2316 (660 amino acids)
Biological process (GO): transmembrane transport
Cellular component (GO): plasma membrane
Molecular function (GO): chloride transmembrane transporter activity; sulfate transmembrane transporter activity; bicarbonate transmembrane transporter activity
Source: RefSeq, a predicted model, not a curated record